Messenger RNA from Sporothrix brasiliensis 5110, 1212 nucleotides. RefSeq lists its product as uncharacterized. The transcript has 2 exons. The record is from RefSeq and is a predicted model, not a curated record. Bases 1 to 1212 code for a protein of 403 amino acids. Lineage: Eukaryota; Fungi; Ascomycota; Sordariomycetes; Ophiostomatales; Ophiostomataceae.
AUGACAAAAGCCUGGGCGGACAACAAGGAGACGAUACUGGGAUACUACCAGGUCAACAAGUACCCGCUCAACCAAGUCAUGGUUCUCAUGGCCACUGAUCACGGGUUUCACGCGUCGUAUGUUUCCACACUUCUUGCAGUAUUACAGCGGGCGUACCGUCAGCAGUUCCGCCUCUGGGGCAUUAAAAAAUACAACCGCAAGGAACGGCCAGUGUCUCGCAGUGGGCGAUAUUCAGAGCCCAGUGAAGGGACACGACCUUCGUCGUCAUCAACCAUCGCCUACUCUCCUUUAUCACAGGGCACUCCCCGGUCGGUCCACGCACAUGUGAAGCGCCAAGACGGAAUCAGCAGCCUGCAGACUAUGCCAUCUCCCUAUUCGGAAAUGGCAUCGUCAUACUCGGCGCCGACUCCAAACACAGGCUUUCACAAUGACGGAUCUGUUUCGAACCCUGCACGGCAAAGCAGUGCGAUUCAAGCCGCCGUGGGCAGAGAGUCACCGUCUUCUUUUCUUUUUCUGCCGACGUCUGAUACCGGCACGAAUAUGAAGCCGGCGGUGCCGUGGCAACAGUCAAAUGGUGCCAGGAAGCAGCAAGACGAGCCGAACGACUACAAACUGCCGUGCCCAUGUCCGACAGCUCUUGGCUCUUCCAAUGCCUGGACCAAUUCCCAGGCCCAUCAUGACCCGUAUCCACCAGUCAAGGGUCUCAUCAGGCCUUCGUUGCCGCUGGGCGACCUGCCCCCCAAGUAUCAGCAUUCGGAAAAGCAGUUUUGGGACAUGAACCACAAGUCCCGCGAACUGGACGGGAGACCGCGGGCCUUGGCUGCCUCGGAGCAUGUGUCUGUGACGCCGUAUGAGACCCGGCGGUACCAUUUGAUCUCCUCGCCGCCGCACUCUCAGGGCCAGCCGCCGUCGCCGAGGACCGCAAAGGCCAUGUUCGAACAGCAUCCGGUGCCAAGAACCGUACCACUGUCACCAGUAUCGCUCCCUGAAAUUAUUGUCCAGCCUUGCCUGCAGCGGCAGGACCACAGCUCUUCAUACCAUGCAAACGCUUUACCAGGUGCAAUGGAUUUUAUGCGGACAUACGAUUCGGCGUACUCUGCGCGCGAGGGCCUAUCCGAAGUCCCUUCGGCUCAUCAAGAGCCUGGGCCAACAUCGAUGGCGACGUCUACAUCCUGCCAUGAGUCGGUAUACCCCGGUUACCAUCUUGUCUGA